Rattus norvegicus (Norway rat) is the source of this 5309-nucleotide messenger RNA. It is a transcript of the gene Efr3a, whose product is annotated as EFR3 homolog A. The record is from RefSeq and is marked provisional. NCBI's taxonomy places the organism in Eukaryota, Metazoa, Chordata, Mammalia, Rodentia, Muridae. The transcript is spliced from 23 exons. Gene Ontology annotation, cellular component: plasma membrane; presynapse. Bases 207 to 2666 code for a protein of 819 amino acids.
GUGGGUCGGCCCAACGCGUCGUCGACGGGGCGCGGAUCGCGGCCGGUGGUAGCUGUACCCGGUCAGCGUCCGCUCGCUCGGCUAUUCGUCCUCCGCCCCGACGAGGCGUCCGUGGCCGGGCUUCCGCAGUCAUGCUGUGGUCGACGCGGCUCGCGCUGCCCCUCUGAGUCCCGGGACGGCGGCGAGCGCGGCGAGCUCGGGUCGCCAUGCCUACCCGAGUGUGCUGCUGCUGCUCUGCUUUGCGUCCUCGAUACAAACGUCUGGUGGACAACAUAUUCCCUGAAGAUCCCAAAGAUGGCCUUGUUAAAGCUGAUAUGGAGAAACUGACAUUUUAUGCAGUGUCUGCACCAGAGAAGCUCGAUCGGAUUGGUGCCUACCUGGCAGAGAGGCUGAGCAGGGAUGUUGUCAGACACCGCUCUGGAUACGUUCUAAUCGCUAUGGAGGCGUUGGACCAGCUUCUCAUGGCCUGCCAUUCUCAAAGCAUCAAGCCAUUUGUAGAAAGCUUCCUUCACAUGGUAGCAAAGCUCCUGGAAUCAGGGGAACCAAAGCUUCAAGUUCUUGGAACAAAUUCUUUUGUCAAAUUUGCAAAUAUUGAAGAAGAUACACCGUCCUAUCAUAGACGUUAUGACUUCUUUGUAUCUCGAUUCAGUGCCAUGUGUCACUCCUGUCAUAGUGAUCCAGAAAUACGAACCGAGAUUCGCAUUGCUGGAAUAAGAGGUAUUCAAGGUGUGGUUCGCAAAACAGUUAAUGAUGAACUUCGGGCUACCAUUUGGGAACCACAGCAUAUGGAUAAGAUUGUUCCAUCCCUUUUGUUUAACAUGCAGAAGAUAGAAGAAGUUGACAGUCGCCUAGGCCCACCUUCUUCCCCCUCUGCAGCUGACAAAGAAGAGAACCCUGCAGUGCUGGCAGAGAGCUGUUUCAGAGAAUUGCUGGGCAGAGCAACUUUUGGGAAUAUGAAUAAUGCCGUUAGGCCAGUUUUUGCGCAUUUAGAUCAUCACAAGCUGUGGGAUCCUAAUGAGUUUGCAGUUCACUGCUUUAAGAUUAUAAUGUAUUCUAUUCAGGCCCAGUAUUCUCACCAUGUGAUCCAGGAAAUUCUUGGACACCUUGAUGCUCGUAAGAAGGAUUCUCCACGGGUUCGAGCAGGUAUCAUUCAGGUUCUGUUAGAGGCUGUCGCCAUUGCUGCUAAAGGUUCUAUAGGUCCAACUGUGUUAGAAGUCUUCAACACCCUGUUGAAGCACCUGCGGCUCAGCGUGGAACUGGAAGCCAGUGACUCCCAGAAGGGCUCUGUAGGCAGCGUCUCCCUAAGCUCCAAAGACAACGAUGAGAAGAUUGUGCAGAACGCUGUCAUCCAGACAAUAGGAUUUUUUGGAAGUAACUUACCAGACUAUCAGAGGUCAGAGAUCAUGAUGUUCAUCAUGGGGAAAGUGCCUGUUUUUGGAACAUCCACUCAUACUUUGGAUAUCAGCCAACUAGGGGAUUUAGGAACCAGGAGGAUUCAGAUAAUGUUGCUGAGGUCUUUGCUCAUGGUGACGUCUGGAUACAAAGCCAAGACAAUUGUUACUGCACUGCCUGGGUCAUUUCUGGAUCCUCUAUUGUCACCAUCCCUCAUGGAAGACUAUGAGCUGAGGCAGUUAGUCUUGGAAGUGAUGCACAACCUAAUGGACCGCCAUGACAACAGAGCGAAGCUCCGUGGCAUCAGAAUAAUUCCAGAUGUGGCUGACUUGAAGAUAAAAAGAGAGAAAAUCUGUAGACAAGAUACAAGCUUCAUGAAAAAGAAUGGGCAACAGCUAUAUAGGCACAUAUAUCUGGGCUGCAAAGAAGAAGACAACGUUCAGAAAAACUAUGAGCUUCUUUAUACAUCUCUCGCUCUGAUAACUAUCGAACUUGCCAAUGAAGAGGUGGUUAUCGACCUCAUUCGAUUGGCCAUUGCUUUACAGGACAGUGCAAUUAUCAAUGAAGAUAAUCUGCCAAUGUUUCAUCGUUGUGGGAUUAUGGCACUGGUUGCAGCCUAUCUCAACUUUGUGAGUCAAAUGAUAGCUGUUCCAGCAUUCUGCCAGCAUGUUAGCAAGGUUAUUGAAACUCGAACUAUGGAAGCCCCUUAUUUUCUACCAGAGCAUAUUUUCAGAGAUAAGUGCAUGCUUCCGAAAUCUUUAGAGAAGCAUGACAAAAAUUUAUAUUUUCUGACCAACAAGAUUGCAGAAUCCCUGGGUGGAAGCGGGUACAGUGUGGAGAGGCUGUCGGUUCCUUAUGUGCCACAGGUGACAGAUGAAGAUCGCCUUUCUAGAAGAAAAAGUAUUGUGGAUACUGUAUCUAUUCAGGUGGAUAUUUUAUCCAACAGUGUGCCUUCUGAUGAUGUGGUUAGCAACACUGAAGAAAUCACUUUUGAAGCACUGAAGAAAGCAAUUGAUACCAAUGGAAUGGAAGAACAGGAAAAGGAAAAGAGACGUCUUGUGAUAGAGAAGUUCCAGAAAGCACCAUUUGAAGAAAUAGCAGCACAGUGUGAAUCCAAAGCAAAUUUGCUUCAUGAUAGACUUGCUCAAAUAUUGGAGCUCACCAUACGGCCUCCUCCCAGUCCAUCUGGAACAUUGACUGUUACUUCUGGGCAUGCCCAAUACCAGUCCGUCCCGGUCUAUGAGAUGAAGUUUCCAGAUCUGUGUGUAUAUUAACUGGCUCAUGAAGACUACAGCAUUUAAAAAGGAUCUUAAAACCUGAAAAACAGGGCCAAGACGAGUUUCAGGAUUUGCAUAAGGCUUACUGGAAUGUCCUGAAGUGUUAUGGGACUUGUCUCUACCAACACUUGUCAUGCUGUAUUAGAGGUUUAGGGCCCCUGAUUUAGUACCUCUGGAGAUAAGCUUAUACCACAUUAAUUUGUUUCGAGGUUCCUGUUAGAUUUAAGACUGAACAUGUAUUGCUUUCACAUUAUGCUCUUGUUUAAUAGUAUAUUUUAAACUUUGCACAAACAUGAUUUUAAAAAAUGAUUGAAAAAUGUAUUAAGUGUCUGCUCCACUGCUUAAAAAUGGAUUGCUUUUAUUUUCUUUUCUUCAAAAGUAAAUAUAUUCCUAAUUUUAGGGUUGCAAAUUCUCUCGUGCUUUCUCAAUCCAUGCUUCAGAUGGACUGUGUAGGCAUCCCGUCAGUCCUCCAUAGUAACAUGCGGCAGGCAUUCCUAGGGAGCCCGUGUAGACUGUGUAGACAUCCCAUCAGUCCUCCAUAGUAACAUGCGGCAGGCAUUCCUAGGGUGCCCGUGUAGACUGUGUAGGCAUCCCGUCAGUCCUCCAUAGUAACAUGUGGCAGGCAUCCCUGGGGUGCCCGUGAUAGAAAAUAUCUCGUGGAUAGCAUUCCACCCAGGUUCCCAUCUGGAACUGGUCUUGUGAUACUAUGUUUUCUGCUUCAAGUUGAGCUCUUGAGCCCCUUAAAGCUCACUCUUGGAGUGGGAAAAAGGUAAAGUGUUUUUCAUAUAUAAUGUGUUAGUUUACAGACUGCGCUUUGAAACUAUAGUUGUAUUUUCCUGUGAUUCCAUUAAAUGAAAUAUAUAUUUACUAUAGAAAAGAAAGACAUUUAAAACAGCUACCUGUUCACCUGUGCAGAGUCCAUAAAUUUCAGUUUCUUAAUGAAUUAAUUUACAUUUUAUAUUGACGUUUUAAGUCUUCAUUGUACAAAAAUUCUCCCAGUGAAUCUUUUAAUUUGUAAGAGUUGAACCAAAACUUAUAUACAUCUCUAUGAAGAUUAGUUAUAUACUUCAAAAUAGUCUGUGUGUUCUUGCUACGUUGUGUGAGUGUAAGCUGCCUGUCACUUGUGAGACUUGUAAGACUACAAGGGCAGUAUGUACUGCACAUGCUAGCGACACCACCGCAUGCUAAACAGAAGAAUUCUGCAGUUAGAAAAUUCUCCUAGCACAGUUUUGUGGAAUCACUUUGUAUAACUCUACCUUUUCAAAUUCAGUUUCUUUUUACAUAAAACAGUAUUCCUGUCAAAAAGUAUAGAUCAAAAAUAAUUCAGUUUUAGUUUUGUUUUUGUUUGAAGAAACGAGAUAAAAUAUAGGGUGUUUUAUCAGUGUGUUUUUUGGUUAUUUGGGCAUCAUUAGUAGAAAAAGGGAAAAAAAAAAGAAAGAAAAAGAAAAAAGAAAGAGACCAGGCAUGCCCAAAGCUCUGAAUAUUUACAGCCAAGUAGACCAUCUUGAAGAGGGGUCCAUUUGCUAUCACCUCUGACAGGACAGCCCAGGCUGCUGACCAAGUGCAGAUCUACCAGACCUUGUUCUCAAGAGGGACACCGCAGCUGCCACUGGAAGGCCAGUGCUCUGCUCCAGCUCUCACUGUACUUCCCUCACACCGGGAAUAUGUUGCCAGUUAUGAAAAACCUAAUGCACUUUUGUUUCCCUUUUUUCUUCUUCAUUUUAAAAGAAGGAUAUUAUUUUUUGAUUGCAUUUAAAAUCUAGACAGGGGGACAUGCAAAAACAAUCAUCAUCCACUUGGAUGUCAUUUUAUAAAUUAACACUGUGUGCUUUUGUAUGGAAAAAUAUAUAAUUUAAUAGUAUAAGAAAAGAUAUAUAUUCACUGGCAUUCAUGCAGAACACAAACUUUGCUGUACACAUUUUGUGUUUCUUAGUGGUUUAAAAUGGCAUGCUUUGCAUGCAAAGGAAAACCAUUGCAAUUAGUCUUUUAUUAUACCUGUAUCUUGGGUUUUAUAAACUGCUGGCUUGAGUUUUGUUGCUCUUAAACCACAGUACAUGUCUGGAUAUCUUAGGUCCAACAGACUGAACUAGUUUUGUUGACAAGGGUUCCCAAGCAAUGGAUGUUUGUCUGUCUGAUUCUUCCACAUUUACAGGAAUCACAUUUGGGCGCGUGUGCAAGCUAUGCUGUAGCUAGUUCAGGUACUGAAUCUUUAGGACUUGCAGAAGUUCAUUUUGGCAGGUACAUGAUACUCAAAGCAUUUAUCAUUCUCCUUGCUGUAUACAGUUGAUUAUAUUCUUUUGUGUGACACCAAGCUGUUAAUUUAAACAUUCCUCCUACGCUAGUGUCUAGGAAUUUUACCUGAACUCUCAUACUCAUUCUCUCUCAUUUCCUUUUUCCUCCCCCUGGUCCUCUCAGUUCCCUCCAACCUCCUGUAGAACUCAUUAUCCUUUAGAGUAAUACCACCCUUAACCAGCAGUUUAACUCCCCACUCCCUCAAAGGGGAUUCAUUUGUCUCACUAAUGCUUAUAUGUAUACACAUAUAACAUUACUGUAUUACUGUAACAAAGUAUGUUUUUUAAGUGUAAAUUUUCAUUGUGCAAUCAUAUGUAAGCAAUAAAACAAAUAGAAAAAUAACAUCAC